AUGGGGGACGGAAGCGAACGAGACCCUAACAGAGUGUACUACAAUUCUGGUGGUUUCCACCGAUCGCGCCCGAUCCUGACAGGUGCCGACGCGAAGGAAACCUUUGAGAAGAUUCCCGUCAUUGACUUCUCAGAACUCCUAUCUCGAUCGCUCGAAGCCCGCCAGAGCCUAGCGGCAGAGGUGGGCCAUGCCGCUCGAAAUGUCGGCUUCUUUUACGCAAAGAACGCACCUGUAUCACACGCAAUCAUCGACCGCGCUUUUGAUGUGAUCGAGAAGUUCUUCGGUCAACCGGAUGAGAUCAAGCAGCUGAUCGACUGCAACAAGAGCAACGAAGCCAAAGGAUGGCAACCUCGACAGACAGUCGGUCCCAAUGGAGUCCUUCGCGAGUCGUACUCAAUGGGCAAUGACUACAGCGACCCUGAGCAACACCAUAUCAGCACUGCGCCUGAUGGGAGUAUUCCGUUGAAUCAAUGGCCCGACGACACAUUACCCGAGUUCCGCAAGGCUAUUUACGACUAUUACCUCGAAGUCUACCCUUUCGCCAAGAAGCUCAUCCAGAUCUUUGCUCUGGCCUUGGGACUCCCCGAGACAGCGUUGGACCAAUACUUCCGCACGCCCCUGGCGGAUAUCACGACGCAGUAUUACCCCGUCCAAGCCACCGACUCAGAGCCCAUGGAGCUGCUCUUUCCGCAUGCCGACUUCGGCGUCGUCACUCUCCUCCUGCAGAACGAUGUGCCUGGUCUGCAGGUCCUGAAUGCAAACGGCAUCUGGAUCCCAGCACCACCCGUCCUAUACACUUUUGUGGUAAACACGGGGAACUACGUCGAGGCGUGGACGAAUGGGCGCUGGCCCGCCACCGUGCACAGGGUGUUUGGCAAGAUCGACAAGCCUAGGUUUUCGUUGCCCUUCUUCAUGUCGCCUUCGACAGACGUGAAUGUCAAGCCACUUUGUGAGUUGUUCGAGGACGGCGAAGAGCCCAAGUACGAGGAGCGGAACGUCGGACAACGCCAGGUCAAGGGCCAAUUGGGCUAUAGGCAUACACAUCCGAUGACGCAGAGAUUGAGGAAGGCUCUGCCGCAGGAGGAGGAUUGGAGAUGGGAGAUGUUGAGCCAGCCGCAUUUGCUUCCUGUGUAA
Exophiala xenobiotica is the source of this 1134-nucleotide messenger RNA. RefSeq lists its product as uncharacterized. The record is from RefSeq and is a predicted model, not a curated record. Gene Ontology annotation, molecular function: dioxygenase activity. Bases 1 to 1134 code for a protein of 377 amino acids. NCBI's taxonomy places the organism in Eukaryota, Fungi, Ascomycota, Eurotiomycetes, Chaetothyriales, Herpotrichiellaceae. The transcript has 2 exons.